AUGGCAACUCAAUUUGCUCGCAUUGAAGACACCCUGGAGAAGCAUCUUUCCCCUGAAGAACUAGCGGAAGUGCGACGUAUUCUCUACGGAGAAGAAACGCCUACCAUUCAGUUCACUGAGGAGGCGAUCAAUCUCGCAAAGCAAAGGGACUUUGAACUUCGUGGAUACCGUUUUCAGUGUCCUGCCGAGCAGACACGAAUGCCGAGGAUUGUCCGUGUGGGAAUCAUUCAAAAUGCCAUUGUCCGACCAACAACUGAUCCCGUUGAAGAGCAACGUCGGGCAAUUCACCACCGAGUGGCCGAAAUACUGGAGGUGGCAGCUAAGGCCGGAGUGAAUGUGAUCUGUUUCCAGGAGGCUUGGACUAUGCCUUUUGCCUUUUGCACUCGAGAAAAGGCGCCAUGGACCGAGUUGGCAGAGAGUGCUGAGCACGGACCAACCACAACUUUCCUGAAGACCCUUGCCGCCAAACACAAUAUGAUCAUCAUAUCGCCCAUUCUUGAGCGCGACGAUAGUGACGUUAUGUGGAACACUGCUGUGGUGAUCAACCAGACUGGUCAAGUGAUUGGCAAGACUCGCAAGAAUCACAUACCUCGAGUGGGCGAUUUCAAUGAGAGCACCUAUUACAUGGAGAGCACCCUGGGACACCCUGUUUUUGACACCAAGUUUGGCAAGAUAGGCAUCAACAUCUGCUACGGUCGUCACCACCCGCAGAACUGGAUGAUGUUCGGCCUGAACGGCGCCGAGCUAGUCUUCAAUCCGUCCGCCACUGUGGGCGGCCUCUCUGAGCCGCUCUGGUCCAUUGAAGCUCGCUGUGCGGCAAUCGCCAACUCCUUCUACACAUUCGCCAUCAACCGCGUUGGCACGGAGACCUUUCCCAAUGAGUUCACCUCUGCUGACGGAAAACCGGCGCACAAGGAUUUUGGCCACUUUUACGGCUCCAGCUACGCGACGGCGCCCAACGGCAGUCGCACGCCAGGACUGUCGCGCGUCAAAGACGGCCUCCUGGUGACGGAGCUCGAUCUGAACCUCUGCAGACAGGUGAAAGACCACUGGGGAAUUCGGAUGACUCAACGUUUGGAGAUGUAUGGUGAAAAGUUCACCAAGGCGGCAAAGCCUGACUACAAGCCAGAGAUCAUCAACGGUAACUGA
Messenger RNA from Rhagoletis zephyria (snowberry fruit fly), 1149 nucleotides. NCBI's taxonomy places the organism in Eukaryota, Metazoa, Arthropoda, Insecta, Diptera, Tephritidae. The record is from RefSeq and is a predicted model, not a curated record.